Molecule: messenger RNA, 3798 nt
Organism: Penaeus indicus
Lineage: Eukaryota; Metazoa; Arthropoda; Malacostraca; Decapoda; Penaeidae
Exons: 2
Coding region: 1-3798 (1265 amino acids)
Biological process (GO): DNA integration
Molecular function (GO): zinc ion binding; nucleic acid binding
Source: RefSeq, a predicted model, not a curated record
AUGCCUAAGUUUGAUGACAGUAAGGAUGACAUAGACGAUUAUUUACGCAGAUUCGAAAAACUAGCUUGUUUACAGGGAUGGAAUUCGCAGAAUUUUCAUGUAUACUUAGGUUCUCUGUUGGGGGGUAAAGCCUUGAAGAUAUACGUAAGUCUGCCGGAUGACGUUCUAGUAAAUUACGAGUUGUUAAAAGACGCGUUAUUGAAAGGAUAUAAUGUUGAUGUUGAUUCCUACCGUAAGAAGUUUAAGGAGAGUAAGGUGGGUGAAAACGAGACGUACGUACAGUUAAUGUCUCGGCUGAUUAGGUAUUUAGAUAACUGGCUAACCAUGAGUGACGUCACGAAGAACUACGAGGAGCUGUUUGACUUCUUAGUUCGCGACCAAAUGUUAAGCAAUUGUCCGUUUGAACUUCGCGUUUUUCUUAAGGAGCGAGUUUUUGAAACUACUCUUGACAUGGCGCAAGCAGCCGAUAGGUUUCGUAGUGCACACAAAUCUACCAAAAUCCGUAAAAUGCCUAUCAAGGAAGAUCCUGAUACAAAGAACGGUACAAAAUCUGGCGUUAGGGAUAAGAUCGUGUGUCACCACUGUUCCAAGCCAGGUCAUAUACGUCCUUCUUGCCCUGACUUAAUGCUUGGUAAAAGCAAAUCCUCUCAGAGGGUCAACUUUGUGUUUGACUCUGACCUCUCUCCCAACAAUAGCAUCAUGUGUGAGGGAAUGUUAUAUAAUAGACCCGUACAUGUACUCUUUGAUUCUGGCUGUUCGUCUAUCAUCGUUAAGGAAUCGCUCAUCCCCGCCACGGCCAAGCGAGGGAAAAUGGUCACUCUGUACGACUACCUGGGAGUGGGCCGGACUUUUCCAACUGUGCGUUGCCUUAUAAAGAGCGAAUUUUUGAAUGGGUGGUACAACGUUGUUGCUGCUCCUAUUAAGUUCACCGAUGUUCUUGUAGGUAUGGUGCCGGGUGUCUCAGUGCCAUCCGUGAAUAACCCUAACCUUAGCAUAUCGGUAAAUUCUCCCCGCACAGAUAUCGGUAACGCGGAUGUUGUUAAUGCAGUUGUUACGAGGGCUGCUAAAAUAAAGGAAGAUGCCGAACCAGCAAAACUGACGAUUCCUCAUUUUCAGUUUAAUAGUGUAUCUAAGGAUGAUUUUCUGAGUGCUCAGACUGAAUGUUCUUCUCUCGAAAACAUCAGAGAUAAAGUAAGAAGUAAAUCUCUAGUAAAUGUAAAGAAUCGUUCUGUUAGAUACGAAAUUGUGAAAGGCUUAAUUUACCGAGUGUGCGUUAAAAGCAAGCACAAUCAUGAAAUAGGCGUUAAGCAGUUGGUAGUACCUCGUGCGGGAGCGGAAAUAAAACGGUACUGUCGUUCAUGUCACGUGUGUCAGAAGACGUCUCCUAAAGGUAAAAUAGGGAGAGCACCCAUGGUUCAGAUGCCGAUAAUAAGCGAGCCUUUUGCCAGGGUUGCAAUUGAUCUUGUGGGGCCGAUCACACCUGCUUCUAGCAGAGGACAUAAGUAUAUUCUAACGCUAAUUGACAUAGCAACUAGAUUCCCGGAAGCAGUGCCCUUACGGAAUAUAGAUACUGUCACUGUAGCAGAGGCUUUGCUAAGUAUUUUUUCGCGUGUGGGAAUACCGAAAGAAAUACUUUCCGAUCGCGGAACCCAGUUCAAAUCGGAUUUAAUGGCAGAGAUAAACAGAAUGCUCUCAAUAAAGGCAUUAUUUACAAGUCCAUAUCAUGCUUGCUGCAAUGGAACUGUGGAGCGAUUUCACGCAGUGUUAAAAUCCAUGCUUAAAAAACUCUGCGGAGAACGACCCCACGAUUGGGAUCGCUACAUCCCGUCUGUUCUAUUCGCGUACCGCGAGGUUCCUAACGAUACUCUGAAAUUCAGUCCAUUUGAGUUGCUGUACGGUCGCAAAGUGCGCGGUCCACUGUCCAUUCUUCACGAUCUAUGGACCAGAGAUGACCUUAAUGAUGAGAUUAAAAGCACUUAUCAAUACGUUCUUGAUUUGCGAUCCCGAUUAGAGGAAUCCGCUCAGUUGGCUUCAUCCCAUGCAGAUGUUUCUGGUAAAAUGUACAAAGCCUAUUUUGACAGAAGUGCUAAAGUACGCAAAUUAAACGAAGGCGACGAAGUACUUGUUUUGCUGCCAACAUCUCACAACAAGUUAACAAUGCAGUGGAAGGGACCUUAUUCGGUAGUGAGGAAGCACGAUAACGGCGUAGACUACGAGGUAAAGAUUAAUACGAAAAAGAGAUUAUAUCACCUAAACAUGCUUAAGAAAUAUGUGAGGCGUGACGAUGUUUCAUCUUCGCAAGUAUGCCAGGUGUGCGUCGUAGACGAUCUUCCAACGUCAGAGGAAAAAGCGAGUUUUGCUUGCGAUAUUCCUGACUUGUACGAGGCUAAUGAAUGUACAGUAAACAUUAAUCCUGAACUGUCGAGUAAGCAGACAGCAGAGUUAAAACAGCUAGUAGCUGAAUUCUCUGACGUAUUCUCAGAUAAACCAGGUGUAACUAGCACGGUCAUACAUGACAUUGAAUUGUCAACAGUUGCCCCUGUUCAUACUAAGCCGUACCCUAUUCCCCAUCAUCUCAGAAAAGCUUUUGAUGAGGAAGUGGAUAGAAUGUUAGCUUUAGGCGUUGUUGAACAUUCUACAUCUCCCUAUUGCUCACCCGUUGUGCUAGUUAAAAAGGCCGAUAAUUCAUGGCGCUUUUGCGUAGAUUUUAGGGCUCUGAACGACGUGAGUGUUUUCGACGCAGAACCAAUGCCAACGAUGGAUGAAGCAUUAGGUAAUUUUGUGGGAGACGUUUACUUCACUGAAUUAGAUCUUUGUAAAGGCUAUUGGCAAAUUCCUUUAUCUCAGAAGGCAAAAUCGUACACUGCUUUUGCUACUCCUAAAUACGGACUUCUGCAGUUCAAUAAACUUCCGUUUGGUUUACGCACGGCGUGUGCCAGUUUCAUCAGAUUAAUGCGUAAAGUUACUGCAGGUUUGACGAAUGUAGAGUGCUACUUUGAUAAUUUGGUGGUACAUAGCUCGUCAUUUCGUAAGCACUUGAUUCACAUAAGGAAUCUUCUGGAAAGAUUGCGUGAGCACGGGUUAACUGCUGGGCCUAGUAAAUGUUUUCUAGCUUUUCCCAAUAUUAAAUAUCUUGGAUUUAAUCUUGGUGAGAAGGGCUUGAGUACCCUUCCAGAUAAGGUUGAGGCAAUCAAAAAUAUGCCGAUGCCAGAAACCAAGAAACAACUACUAAGUUUCCUUGGAACGCUUUCAUUCUAUCGGAAGUUCAUUCCUAAUUUAGCUGACCUCGUACACCCUUUGAACUCUCUUCUGAAAAAAUUUUCUCCUAAUAAGCUGAAUUUAACUCCUGAUCAUUAUAAGAGAAUCGACGAAUUAAAGGAUAUGUUAGCCAAUGCACCAAUCUUAACUCUGCCUGACUAUGAAAAGACUUUUUAUCUCCGAACAGACGCCAGCGACACAGGUCUUGGGGCGGUGUUGCUACAGAAUGUUGAUAAUGUUCUCAUGCCAAUCGCUUAUGCGAGUAGAAAGCUCUCUGACUCGGAAGGGCGUUAUGCCGUAAUAGAAAGAGAAGCUUUAGCUAUCGUCUGGGCUAUUAAAAAGUUCUGGUGUUAUCUUUAUGGCCGCGAGUUUGUCUUGCAAACCGAUCAACAACCGUUAACAUACAUCAGAAACAUGAAGAACAGCAAUGGUCGUCUUAUGCGUUGGUCACUGGCUCUCCAGUCUUAUGCAUUUACGAUAGAGUAUAUCAGAGGUCAAGAUAAUGUUGGCGCAGACAUUCUUAGUCGACGCUCAGUGUAA